Oikopleura dioica is the source of this 1173-nucleotide messenger RNA. The record is from the annotation of a GenBank genome assembly. NCBI's taxonomy places the organism in Eukaryota, Metazoa, Chordata, Appendicularia, Copelata, Oikopleuridae.
AUGCCAGAGAAUAUAAGUCUCCAAACUACGACUGAAACAGCUGGUUCAGCAACAAACAGACAUCCUCGUAUAAAUGACCCUCCACCACCUUACAAACGAGGGGAUCCGCCACCAGCAUAUGCAGAGAUAGAGUUCAAUUCACGAAGAGAUUUCAUCCUCGAAGUCAUUCCAGAGAGUCCAACGCCAUCGUUUCAAACAUCAUUGGGAGACACAUUCGCAAUUUACGAAAACCCAACUCUCGCAGGCUCCACUAGAGGAGGGCGCCAAGAUAAAUUCUCGAGGGUUUACUUGUGGCUUGUUCUAUUUCUCGGACUCGUUGCAUUGAGAUAUCUUUUCUUUACAUGGCAGCUAUCAAGAGUUGCAUCUAAAUUUGAUCAUCACGAUUCUCCCGAUUACUUUAUUUCGUGGAAAGAGGACCCUGAUUUGUUACAUGACGAGACUAAAACGAUUGUCGCUUCCGCCGGUUUCACUGCAAAUGCUGCUAGAGAUGCCUGUUCACAUAAUCCUUGUGAAUUCAAAUGCACACCGAUCGACGACGUCAAGUUCACCUGUUCCUGCCCUGAGGGGUACGACAUCGCUGCUUUCGAUAAAAAGCGCUGCGUCGAUAUCGACGAGUGCGCAAAUCUGGACUUAUCUCCGUGCUCCAAAGCCGAGAGUUGCUACAAUUUCGAUGGCGGUUUCGAAUGCGUCUGCGACAAAGUCAACACUGGAUUCAAAGAUGGAAAGUGCCAAUUCGAAGAUCCCUGCGAAAGCUUUCCUUGUGGAAAACUCAGAAAUUGCGUCUUGGAUGAAGAUAAUUCUCCCCGAUGCGAACUCAAUAUCCUUACUUAUUACAAAAAAGCUAAAAAUUUAAGUGAAAACAUUCGCGCCCGUCUUGGUUCAGCGCUGAAUCGAGGACGAGGUCGAAAUUUAAAGCGACUUCAAGUGGUCGAAGAUCAGUUCAGAAAAUAUUUGAUCGAAAGAAAUGACGAUUGUGAGUAUCAGGUAGAUGCGUUAGAGACGGUUCUCAAAUCGGUGGAGAGCAAGUUGGACCAUCUAUCCGAUGCCGAGGUGGAGGAACAUGUUUUCAUGCUGGAAGAAAUCUUUGGCGGCAAAAUGCUUUGCUUAGAUAGUGUAGGACACGAACUGGCGAUAGAAAUGAAGAUUGAUAGGAAAAAGCACGCCAAUAAUUAG